AUGGAAGCUGGGGAUGAUAGGCCUGCGGGCAUGAUCCCGGAUAUCCUGCUGGACGGGGACCGCCUCAACAUGCUACUGGACAUUGUGUGCGCUGACUACAUCACAGCGUGCUACGCCAGCCGCGAGAACGGCAAGCGUGUGGUUUUCAAAGCGCUAGAGAAGCUCUACAUCUCGGUCCACGCCGGGGCGCCCAUCAUUGGCGCCGAUACUCGAGUUCUACGUCCGGCACAGGACCCUCAGUUCCAGGAACGAGCUCUCACCUUCUACGAGGAUAUGAUGGCCGAGUUUCGCGCUCGCAAACGCGCUCUAGAGGCCGCUACAGACGGCAACACGUCGUCAUCGUCCAGAGGUCUCGAUGACAGCGUUGUUCGAGAAGUUAUGAAACCCAGACUAUUGCAAAUAGUCGAGGAAAUGUGUCGCGAACGCGAUCGCCAAUUGGGAUUCGGCGGGGUCUCUGCACCGUCGAGUUCUUCGACUUCUAGAGCUGCUACAGCUCCCGUUGAACCCGGAACCGCAGAGACAGAGGAAGAAAUCCUUCCACCUACAACAGGGGAGAUCAGGAUGGAAGGAUGGCUACGCAAAAAGGGUCAACACGUCAAUUUAUGGAGAGAACGGUACUUUAUGAUCCGUUCGACGCCCAAUGGCACCCACUUCUUGUGUUACUUCAGGAAGAAAGGAGACAAGGAGCCACGUGGCUGGUACAUACUGGGCCCUGGCACGACGGUGGAUGAAGUGAGAGAGUCGCCGAGUAAGAUCGAGACCAAGAAGCUCUUCACGUUCAGGAUCCGCCACUUGAGUCACGCGAGUAAUGAUGAGGUGGAGGAGAGUGCAGAGUUGACGCCAGGACCGACCCCAUCACGACUCGGGGCUGAGUCUCCACUGGACUCGGCUGUUUCUCACGAAACGGAGUUUGAUGCAAGACCGAGUGUCAAGCGUGCCACCUCCAGGAAGUUCCGAAGCCGAGCGGCAGCGGCCGCUGCUGCUGCUACAGCAGCAACCGCCGUGGUGUUGACGGGUGGGUUGGCUGGUGUUGGUAUCGGUGUGAUGGGUAUGAGUAUGAGUGCAGCCGCUGCUGCGAGUGCUGGUGCUGCAGGCGCCAUGAUCGCUCAGAGUCGCAGUAAAGGUCCUAUUGCACUGGCUGCUGAGUCCCUGGAGACUGCUGUGUGGUGGCGUAACAGCAUUCUCGAGUGCAUUGCUCAAGCUGAAGAACAGUGGAAGCGCUAUCUGAACUGGUACAUGGAUCACGACCCCGACAUGGAGGAGGGUAAUCCACUACUGGAAAGCAGACUGCCUACUACUAUAUCGUCCUUCGGAGGGGGUGCUAGAUCACGAUCUGUAUCGCAGCAAUCUUUUGGAAAAGGUGGAGCACUCUCGCUUCAUCCAGGACCUCGACAACGGUCGGGAUCGUUUGGAUCCAUGCCGCGCUCUAUCGCUAAGAGCUUCCGUACGUCUGCCACGUUCUCACAAGAGACAUCAUGGAAGCUCUACGAGUUUUCAAGUAAACUACGUGUAGACACAGAGCGUCAGAGUCACCAGAACAGUCUCCGGACAUCCGCUCCUCCGCCUGCACUUCGUACGAGUCUCAAGGUGAACGCAUCGCCUCGUAAAGUGUUCGAGAUGCUCAUGAAGGUCAACAGUCCAUUCUACACAUCCAACCAUGUUAUUCAGGAGGCGCGUGUACUGGAAGAACACACAGAGGACCACAGUGACGUGGUCUACUGGAAACUCUUCCCGACGUAUCUGUGGCCAGUAUUCGUGAGUGCUCGCGAGCUGUGUAUGCUCCGCUAUUGGCGCAUGGAGCCCGACGGCUCGUACUUUAUCUGCUUCCAGUCCACCACACAUACGGGUUGUCCUCCCCAUACUGGAGCUGUCCGUGCCAAUAUUAUGGGUGGAGGGUUCAUCAUCUCUCCACGCGUGCAAGAAGACAGCGAUAACCACUUUGAGGAGUGCUGGGUGACGUUGACAAUCCAGAUGAAUCCCAAUGGCUGGAUCGACUCGACACUAGCGCGCUCAUGGUACUACGUCCACGCCUACGGGGUCUUCUUUUUGGAAAUGAUCACAGCGAUCACAGCGUCCGAAGGUCUGCAAACGCUCCGUCCAGUGACUGCAACUUCAGACAGUCGAAGAAUGAGUGUGGGCGGUAAGUUUCCAGUCCCGAGUCAACAAAUUGUGACGGAGAAGCAGUUCCCAAUGCUUGAAAGGUAUCGCACCGAUCUCAGUGUGUUGCAUGGGCUACCCACAAAGUUCUGGAGCGAACCGAGCGCUGACGGCUUCAUGGUCCGUGGGCCACAAUAUUUUACUUCAAAGACGAAGAUUCCAUCAGCGCGACAAGCCUGUCGACUAGUGAAUGUGGAGCUGUACAAGUCCAACGAACCGAUUGAGCAUAUCGGAGUGUCUUCUUUCGUUGGAGACGGCUUCGAUUCCACUGAUUCGGCAGUGGAAGACCGUCCGUUUAUCUUCAUUAUCAACUUUAUACUCCCUGGUACCCCGCACCACUCGCUGGUGUUAUAUUUCACACCGGAAGAUCCGUCCGAGUUGAAGAAGAACUCUGUGUUUGCUGAUCUUUGUCAUGAAGUGCUACGUGGACCCAACGAUGAGUUCCGAACGCAACGUAUCAAGCUGAUUCCGCGUGUUGUACAAGGCACGUGGCCUAUUCGAGAAGGCGUGGGCACCACUCCGGCCAUUCUAGGCACCAAGAUCUACCAGAAAUACUACCAGGGCAAGAAUUAUCUGGAAGCGGACUAUGAUAUCGGCAGCAGUACAGUUGCCACGGGGGUGUUGAACCUCUUGCUGGGCUACGCUCGGGACCUCAUCAUCGACUUGGCCUUCGUAAUCGAGGCACAAAGCGUCAUGGAACUACCUGAACGUGUGCUGGGUACUGUGCGUCUGGACUGCAUUGAUUUGCGUCAUGCUGUACCAUUUACCAAGAAAAUGGGUAAGGACAAGAAAAAGUAG
Phytophthora nicotianae INRA-310 is the source of this 2955-nucleotide messenger RNA. RefSeq lists its product as hypothetical. The transcript has a single exon. The coding region runs from base 1 to 2955 and encodes 984 amino acids. The record is from RefSeq and is a predicted model, not a curated record. Gene Ontology annotation, molecular function: lipid binding. Lineage: Eukaryota; Oomycota; Peronosporomycetes; Peronosporales; Peronosporaceae.